Molecule: messenger RNA, 2254 nt
Organism: Protobothrops mucrosquamatus (brown spotted pit viper)
Lineage: Eukaryota; Metazoa; Chordata; Lepidosauria; Squamata; Viperidae
Product: periphilin-1
Exons: 11
Coding region: 1-1632 (543 amino acids)
Source: RefSeq, a predicted model, not a curated record
AUGGGAAAGCUCUUUAUUGAAACUUCAGCCAAGCAGAAUGAUACAGAAGACUCUCAAGUUUGUGUUGCUCCAGAUCUUGACGCUUCCAGCCUUCCAAGUGCCCUCAGUGAUAUUCCCUGUGUACCUGUGCUAGUGAGAGAAAAAGAUAAUGAAUUGACUGAAACUUCAGCCAAGCAGAAUGAUACAGAAGACUGUCAAGUUUAUGUUGUUCCAGCUCUUAACUCUUCCAGCCUUCCAAGUAGCCUCAGUGAUAUUCCCUGUGUACCUGUGCUAGUGAGAGAAAAAGAUAAUGAAUUGAUUGAAACUUCAGCCAAGCAGAAUGAUACAGAAGACUGUCAAGUUUAUGUUGUUCCAGCUCUUAACUCUUCCAGCCUUCCAAGUAGCCUCAGUGAUAUUCGCUGUGUACCUGUGCUAGUGAGAGAAAAAGAUACUAGAUGGGCUGAAAACCAGAGAAGAUGGGCACCUGAAGAUUAUCAGGAGCCACCCUGGAGUGUGAACCAAACUGACCAGUGUCACAAAGUCUCUGAAUGUUACAAAGAUUCAGUAUCUACUUCUAUUUCUUCUAAUGAAAAACAUAAUGUUGAAAGCCUGAUAGAAUCCAAGUCAAGUUUUCAAAAGAUUCAUCACAGCACCAAUUCCAAGCAUUCUAGUACAAAUCAGACCUCAAGAGACUUACAUAGACAAAGUUCAAGAUCCUACGGCAGGCAAGAUUGUAGCUCAAGAUCUUCUGGCAAGAGAGACCCAUCCACUGAAAGACAGGACAGAAGUUCAAAAUUAUCCUGUAGGCGAGAGCAUAGUUCAGGAUCUUCCCACAAACAAGAAAACUCCCCUCAAAGAAAGAAGCAUAAAUCAAAAACUUCUUGCAGACAAGAACAGUCUUCUCAGAAAGAGGACUCUAGCCCAAAAACAUCUCUCAUGCAAGAACAUGGUGUGAAGGCAAUGUGCAAGCGAAAGCGUACUUCAAGAUCCCCUCCAAAAAGGAAACAAAAUUCAAGAUCUGAGAAGUUGGAUAGGUGGAAAGAAGUUGGGAAGUUGGGAAGAAGUUGUGGCUUCCAUUGCCAUUGCCAUUGCCAACAGAGCUGCAGUCCAUCCCGAGAGAGUUUGUGGCAGAGAUGUUGCUCUCCUCCUCGUUUAACUUGUAAAAUAAAACACCUCCAUGUUUCCAGAGAAAUAAGUAAUGUCUAUGGAAUGCCAUACCACUUUUCUCCAGAGAGAUCUAUUGCGAAUGAAAAGGAAAUAAGAGAGAGCAGACAAUUGGUGGAACCUAAGAUAAUUGAAAAGAAGAAAAAAGCAACAUCAAAGACUGGAAGGAAGGUUUUGAAGCCAUCAACCAAAAAGAAAGAAACAACCUCUUCUUGCCACCUUAACGCUGAAGAAGAAACUAAUUCUUCAGCCGCAUCCUGGACUCCUAAGGACCGCUCUGCAGCAGUGCUGGCAAGAAAAGAAGAGCUUGAACAGGCCUACCUGCAGGUCCUUCUCAACUUUGGAGUAAUAGCCAUGAUGCUGGUGGAAAAGGAACCCUGCAUGAUAGAAGCAAUGAGCUCAGCACUACGAGCUAACCUGAGAAAGAUUGGAGACUACUAUGAACGCCUGCUAAAGAACUACAUUGACAGCUUAACUGAAGCCAGCUGAGAAGACAUCGCAUUGCCAAAUCUACCUAAUGUAACUGGAGCAUUUUCUAAGUCAAUUAAGUUUUCUAUUCUUCAGGCCUGGAAUAAAGCGAUAACCUUGGAGAAGGCCUCCUUUUGGCAGCAGAGCUGAGAAACCACAUUCUCCUGCCAUAGCUACAGAGUGCAGAAGUGACAGCUAGCAGAUUUGAAAGCAUUAUUGUGAUAUCAAUCCAAGAACUUUGGAAGAGAAAAUUGGGAGGAGGGAAGCAAAAAAACUGUUAAAAAGUUGAGUGUGAUGCCUAAUGGAUUCUGAAUGGCUCAGGCAACUCAGAUCAGGCAGUAACUGGAAUAAGAAUAGAAUCUACUAGAUUUAUACUUUGAGUUACACGGAGACAUCACAUGUUAUUGGUAAUAGACAAAAAGUUCUUUUUUAGGGUAUUAAAAAUACGGUUGAGCAGUUUUGAAUGUUGGUCUUUGUGCAGAAGCAAGCUGGAGAAGAUCUCUCUGUUCUGUGAUGUUCCAGUAAUACUCAAGAGAAACCCUGGUAAAAAUAGCAUUUGCUCCUUUCAAAUCUAUGAAGUAGCAUUUUUAAAAAAAAAUAAAAUCAUUUUGAGACAACUUAUCUCUCAGAGAGCUGCCUUUGU